This is a messenger RNA of Lachancea meyersii CBS 8951, 360 nucleotides long. The record is from the annotation of a GenBank genome assembly. NCBI's taxonomy places the organism in Eukaryota, Fungi, Ascomycota, Saccharomycetes, Saccharomycetales, Saccharomycetaceae.
AUGGUUAAAGGUCUGGUACGUAUCAGGUUAGCCAGAUUUGGACGUAAACAUGCUCCGAUGUACAAUAUAGUGGUGGCAAAUGCGCACCAGGCCCGAGACAAGACACCUAUUGAGGUUUUGGGAACAUACAACCCUGUUCCUCAGCCUUUGACAAAACGAGAAAUCAAGAGCGGAGCGAUUCCAACUAAAGACGUGAAGCUCGACAUGGCCAGGGCGAAAUACUGGAUCGGUGUUGGCGCGCAGCCGAGCGAAACAGUGACAAAAUUACUGGUCAAAAGUGGUAUAUUGAGUGCUGCAUGGGGCAAAUCGCACACAUCUAACCAACAGGUGGUGCUGCCCAAGAGAGAAGCUUAUGAAUGA